Messenger RNA from Anopheles funestus (African malaria mosquito), 3409 nucleotides. It is a transcript of the gene Sardh, whose product is annotated as sarcosine dehydrogenase, mitochondrial. Gene Ontology annotation, cellular component: cytoplasm; mitochondrial matrix; mitochondrion. NCBI's taxonomy places the organism in Eukaryota, Metazoa, Arthropoda, Insecta, Diptera, Culicidae. The coding region runs from base 683 to 3388 and encodes 901 amino acids. The record is from RefSeq and is a predicted model, not a curated record. Gene Ontology annotation, molecular function: sarcosine dehydrogenase activity; protein binding. The transcript has 7 exons.
AAGGGUUUGAUUCCUUUUAUCUAUUUAAAGUUGUUAAUUUAAAUAGCUUAAAGAGAAUAUUUAAAUAGCUUAAAGGGAAAAACGUUCUGAAACCAUUAUGAAGCACUUGUUGCUUCGAAACAGUUGAUCUUCUUAAACAGGUCCCUUUUUUUAGUCUACCUAAAAUUCUUUGGUGCUGCCUGGGAAAUUGGAUUCAUAUGGAUGAGCUGACACCGGGAUAACCUUCCCGGAUUGUCGGGUGGAUUAUCAACAUUAGUGAGUCUGUUUUUUUCUGUCUCACAUUAAAACCAUUCAAGCUUCCUUCCAGCUGACGGAACAAUCGUAAUCAGCACACAACAUUGCGCAUACGUCGAAAUCUCCUUCGGCCGGUUUCUGCUACAUUUGUUUGCUACAGCCAACUGACGAGCAGAUGAUGCUGUGCCACGAAAUGUGUUGUUAUCAAUAGCACAAUUUUCCCAUUGCUGAUUUCAAACGAAACGUAGGUACGUAUGGUUUUAAGUCUUUCGCACCGCACCAACAAUCAGUGUUUAGCUGCGUCUGGUACGGACCAGUCGCAACAUAAAAUUGUUAAUUAAACAGAACAACGGUGAACAGAAUUAAAAAAAAAACAUAAAAAGACAAUCAAAGGGAAAUUUUUUACAGUUUUAUAUAGCACUUUAGUUACAGAAGAAUUGAUUUAAAAAUGUUAAGAUUGAGAACGCAAGCGGUAGCUAAAUUUAAAAGUCACCUUUUUGGAGUUGAUCAUCAAGGUGCCAUCUCGGCAGCAGCCAUUGCGGUCGCGAGCCGCAAAUAUUCGACAGAAAAUCCAGUUCCAGAAAGUGCUGAUGUAGUAAUUAUAGGUGGCGGUUCGGCUGGAUGCAAUGCACUGUACCAGCUGGCCAAACGUGGCGUACGUGCGGUAUUGCUCGAAAAAUCGAAACUUACGGCCGGCACCACCUGGCAUACGGCCGGUCUGGUAUGGCGUCUUCGGCCGAACGAUGUCGAAAUUCGUUUGCUAGCGGCAACGCGCGAUCUACUGAUGAGCCUCGAGGAGGAAACGGGACAAAACUCGGGCUGGAUCAACAAUGGUGGACUGUUCAUUUCGCACUCGCCGGAACGGUUGGAUGAGUACAGUCGAUUGGCCACGCUCGGAAAGUGUUUCGGUAUCGAGUCACACAUCGUCGGACCGGAAGAGGCCCAGAAGCUGUUCCCGGCGCUCGAUCCAAGCUCGUUCACCGGUGCCCUGUACUCACCCGGUGAUGGUGUCGUCGAUCCGGCCAUGAUGUGUACGGCCCUGACGAAGGCGGCCACCGCAAACGGCGGACGCGUGAUCGAGGACUGCACCGUGACGCAGAUCAUCUCCGGUGAGAAUCUGCUCGGUAUGAAGGAUGUGCGUGGUGUUAUGACGAACAAGGGCACGAUCCGGACGAACACGGUGGUGAAUGCAACCGGUGUGUGGGGUCGCGAUCUGAUCGAACCGCUCGGUGUGUUUCUGCCACUAAUUCCCAUGAAACACGCGUACGUCGUGUCGGAAACGAUGGACACGAUCCAUCAAAUGUUACCGAACGUGCGUGAUCAUGAUUUCUCGCUGUACUUCCGCAUCCAGGGCAAAUCGAUCUGUAUGGGCGGGUACGAGAAUAAUCCGAUCAUGCUGAACCGUGUGCCGGGUGACUUCCAUUUCGGGCUGUACGAUCUUGACUAUUCGGUGUUCGAUACGCACAUACAGGGUGCGGUAAAGCUCUGUCCGGCGUUUGGUAGUGCCGGUAUCAAGAGUACGAUCUGUGGCCCGGAAUCAUUUACGCCCGAUCAUAAGCCACUGAUGGGUCCGGAUCCGACGGUGAGCGGGUUGUUUCACAGUGUGGGUUACAAUUCGGCCGGCAUGAUGUUGGGCGGCGGAUGUGCGGAACAGUUGGCCAAGUGGAUCAUUAACGAGCGGCCCGAUCGGCACAUGUUUGCGUACGAUGUGCGUCGAUUUACGCCCAAGCAGAAGAAGGCACUGAACUGGGCGACGGAACGAAGUCACGAGGCGUACACGAAGAACUAUAGCAUUGUCUUUCCCCAUGAUGAACCGCUUGCAGGGCGAAACUUUACCGUCGAUCCAUUCCACAAGCAAAUGAUACAAUACGGCGCAGUUAUGGAGGAAAGACACGGAUGGGAACGUCCGGGGUACUUCCUGCCAGAUGAAACGGUUGUCGUGCAGCCGUACGAUUGGUACGGAUUCUACGAUCAUCCCAAGAACGCGAACACACACUACGAGGAAGCACUCAAGGGAGACUACACGUUCGGAUUCUCUGAACAUCACGACUUGAUCGGAGAGGAAGCUCUCACCUGCCGCCAUGAUGCCGCGCUGUUUAAUCUGAGCUACUUUAGCAAACUUUUCCUCACGGGCAGCCAGGCUAAGGAAGCUGCAGAGUGGAUCUUUACCGCCAACUUGGACAAACCCAUCAACAAGACGGUGUACACGUGCGCACUCAACAAACAUGGCGGUGUGGAAGGUGAUGUGACGGUUAGCAUCGUGGAAUCCGGAUUGGGUGGACUGCAUGAUCCCAUUUUUAAGGGUCGUGGAUACUACAUUGUAGCUGGCGGUGCUUCCGCUUACCACACCAAAUGUCACAUUCUGUCCGCGAUUCAGGAGAAAGCGUUCCGCGCUGUUGUGAGCGAUCAUACCGAGGAGUUGGGCGUGCUAUCACUACAGGGACCGAAAAGUCGUGAAAUUUUACAGAAGAUUACCGAUUUUGAUCUGUCCAACGAACAGCUACUGCCGGUCAACUCUACCGCCAUACUGACGAUCAAGAUCAACCCACACUACAGCUGCAAUGUGCGUGUCCUGCGGGUAAGUUUCGUCGGUGAGCUCGGUUACGAGCUGCACAUCCCGGAGGAAAGCUGUAACGAUGUGUACAACGCGCUGAUGAAGGCGGGAUAUAAGGAAAGUUUGCGUAAUGCGGGCUAUCGGUCACUGUACUCGCUCAGCAGCGAGAAGGGUUACCAUCUGUGGGGAUUCGAUCUACGCUCGGACGAUACACCGAUCGAGGCGAACUUGGGUUUUGUGUGCCGGAAAAAUGGCGACUACCAGGGUAAGGAGAUAGUUGAUCGGCAGCGCGAAAAUGGCGUCAGCCGACGGUUGGCGUUCUUCACCGUUCGUGAACAGGUACCGAUCUGGGGCUUGGAAGCGGUCUAUCGAGAUGGAGAGAUCGUUGGACAUCUGCGCCGUGGCGAGUAUGGAUAUACGCUUCAGAAACCGAUCGGCCAAGCGUACGUACAGCGUACCGAUGGUAGUCCGAUCACUAACCAAUUCCUACAAUCGGGCCGUUACCAGAUCGAGGUAAUGGGCAAGCUGUACGAUGCCGACUGCCAUCUGAGAAGUCCGUUCGAUCCGAAAGGUGAACGGUUGUUAGGAAUAUACAAAUAAAUAAUCUCCUUUAGCCAGUAA